Molecule: messenger RNA, 5400 nt
Organism: Prunus armeniaca (apricot)
Lineage: Eukaryota; Viridiplantae; Streptophyta; Magnoliopsida; Rosales; Rosaceae
Source: the annotation of a GenBank genome assembly
AUGGCGACUGCGUCACAAGCAGACUCCAGACGUAAGUAUUCUUGGUGGUGGGACAGCCACAUAAGCCCGAAGAAUUCAAGAUGGCUUCAGGAAAAUCUUACAGAUAUGGAUGCCAAAGUCAAACACAUGAUCAAGCUAAUUGAAGAAGAUGCAGAUUCCUUUGCUAGGAGGGCAGAGAUGUAUUAUAAAAAACGCCCAGAAUUAAUGAAAUUGGUGGAAGAGUUCUACCGAGCAUACCGUGCAUUAGCUGAAAGAUAUGAUCAUGCAACUGGGGCACUCCGCCAGGCUCAUCGGACCAUGGCAGAAGCAUUUCCCAACCAAGUUCCCCUUGCACUUGGAGACGAGUCUCCUGCAGGUUCCUCUGCUAGUGAGGCUGAUCCCCGUACACCUGAGAUGCCACCCCCUAUACGGGCAUUAUUAGAUCUUGAGGAAUUGCAAAAAGAUGCUCUGGGGCUCUCAUCCCAUUUCCAUGCUGUCAAAAGGAAUGGAGCAUUUACAGAAGAAUCUGACUCUGCACCAAGCAGAAAGGGCUUGAAACAGCUAAAUGAUCUAUUUGGGUCUGGAGAAGGAAGGGCGAAGAAGGGCCUCAAUUUUCAUGACACUGAAGAAAGGGAACACCGCAUGCAUAACAACGGAAUCCAUGACCUCAAGGCUCGAUCCUUGUCUGAGUCUGAUCAACUGGGUAAAGCAGAGACAGAAAUUUCAAACUUAAAGAAUGCCCUUGCUAAGUUAGAAGCCGAAAAGGAAGCUGGCUUACUUCAAUACCAACAGUGUUUAGAGAGAUUAAGUAUUUUGGAGUCUGAAGUCUCUCGUGCACAUGAGGAUUCCAGGGGACUGAGUGAACGAGCCAGCAAAGCUGAAGCUGAAGUUCAAACUUCGAAGGAAGCACUUACCAAGUUAGAGGCCGAAAGGGAUGCUAGUCUUCUUCAGUAUCAGCAAUGUUUGGACAAAAUCUCCAGUCUGGAGAACAGUAUCUCUUGUGCCCAAAAGGAUGCUGGAGAGCUCAAUGAUCGAGCCAGUAAAGCCGAAACUGAAGCUGGAGCUCUAAAGCACGAUCUUACAAGGGUGGCAGAUGAGAAAGAAGCUGCACUUGCACAAUAUAAACAAUGUCUGGAGAUGAUAUCAAAUCUGGAGGAUAAAAUACUUCAUGUUGAGGAGGAUGCCAGAAGGAUUAACGAGCGAGCUGUCAAAGCUGAACAUGAAGUUGAAACUUUGAAGCAAGCAAUUGCCACAUUAAAUGAAGAAAAGGAAGCUGCUGCUCUCCAGUACGACCAGUGCUUGGAAACCAUAUCUAGUCUGGAGCAUAAGCUCUCUUGUGCCCAAGAAGAGGCCCAACGGCUACACUCUGAAAUAGAUGACGGAGUUGCGAAGUUAAAGGGUUCUGAAGAGAAGUGUCUUCUGCUGGAAAAAUCAAAUCAGACUCUCCAGUCUGAGUUGGAGUCUUUGGUGCAGAAAAUGGAAUCUCAAGGUGAAGAGCUUACAGAGAAGCAGAAGGAGUUAGGUAGACUCUGGACUUGCAUACAAGAAGAGCGUUUGCGAUUCAUGGAGGCUGAAACUGCUUUCCAAACGCUGCAACAUUUGCAUUCUCAAUCCCAGGAGGAACUUAGAUCUCUGGUUUCUGAGCUUCAGAAUGGAGCUUUAAUUCUUAAGGACAUGGAGACUCGUAAUCAGGGUUUGGUGGAUGAAGUCCAGAAGGUGAAGGAGGAAAACAAGAGCCUAAGUGAGCUCAAUUUGUCUUCAUCAAUGUCAAUAAAAAAUCUACAAGAUGAAAUCUUAAUCUUGAGGGAGACAGUUAGGAAACUUGAAGAGGAAGUUGAAAUUCGAGUGGACCAAAGAAAUGCUCUUCAGCAAGAGAUAUACUGUCUGAAAGAGGAACUCAAUGACCUGAACAAGAAACACCAAGCAAUGCUAGAGCAGGUAGAGUCAGUUGGCUUGGAUCCAGAGUGCCUUGGGUCAUCUGUGAAGGAAUUACAGGAUGAAAAACUACAGCUAAAACAGAUGUGUGAGGCUGAUAGAAGUGCGAAAGUGGCCCUGUUAGAAAAGUUAGAAAUCAUGCAGAAACUUCUGGAGAAAAAUGUUCUUUUGGAGAAUUCCCUUUCUGAUUUGAACGUUGAGUUAGAUGGGGUUAGAGGGAAGGUAAAGGAGUUAGAAGAAUCAUGUCAGUCUCUUCUGGAAGAAAAAAGCACUCUUCUUGCUGAAAAUGCCGCCCUAAUUUCCCAAUUACAGAUUAUGACUGAGAAUUUGAAGAAAUCAUCAGAGAAGAAUAACUUUUUGGAGAAUUCCCUUUGUGAUGCAAAUGCUGAACUUGAAGGCUGGAGGGUUAAAUCAAAGAGUUUAGAAGAGUCAUGCCUAUUGCUUGAUAACGAGAAGUCUGGUCUGAUGACUGAGAGAGAAAGCUUAGCUUCUGAGUUGGACACUACUAGGCAAAGACUGGAAGAUCUGGAAAAAGGAUAUGCAGAAAUAGAAGAGAAACUCUCUGUUCUGGAGAAGGAAAGAGAAUCAGCACUUCAUAAAGUGGAAGAGUUACAUGUUUGCUUAGGUUCUGAGAAGCAAAAACAUGUCAGUUUUGUUCAGUUGAGUGAAACCCAGAUGGCUGGUAUGGAAUCACAGAUCUCUCAGCUCCAAGCAGAAGGUAUGUGCAGGAAGAAAGAAUACGAAGAGGAACAAGACAAAGCUGUGAAUGCGGAGAUUGAAAUCUUUGUCUUGCAAAAAUGUGUAGAAGAUGUGGAAGAAAAGAACUUGUCUCUCAUGUUUGAGCGUCAGAAUCUCUUGGAGGCAUCCAGAAUGUCAAAGAAACUGAUUUCUGACCUAGAGCAUGGAAAUCUUGAACAACAGACGGAGAUUAAAUCUCUCCUUUUGCAAACGGAAGUACUGAGAAUGGGACUGUAUCAGGUGUUGAAGGCUGUUGACGUUGAUGCAAACCUUGGGUAUGGAGAAAAGGUUGAGCAAGACGAAAUGCUUCUUAACCAUAUACUUGUCAAACUUCAGGACACGCAAAAUUCUCUCUCUGUUAUUCGUGAUGAAAAUCAGCAGUUGGUUAUUGAGAAGUCAGUUCUCAUAGAAAUGCUUGACCAACUGAAACUCGAUGCGGGAAAUCUUACGAGAGAAAGAAACACCCUGGAUGGAAAGUUCAGGAUCCAAUCUGAGAAGUUCUUGGUGUUGCAGAGUGGGGCUCAAGGACUUCAGGAGAUGAAUGAAGAAUUGAAAUUGAAAGUAGUGGAGGGUGAUCACAGAGAGGAAGUAUUGAGGACCGAAAUAGAUAAUCUGCAUGAGCAGUUCUUGGACUUGCAAAGUGCAUACAAGAGUCUAUUGGAAGAGAAUUCCAAGAUACUUGAAGAUAAAGGAGCUUUGACAAAAAUGGUAUUGGAUUUGGGGGAAGAGAAGCAUAACCUAGAAGAGGAGAAAUGUGUCAUGUUUGGUGAAACAAUAUAUCACAGUAACCUUUCCCUUGUUUUCAAGGAUUUUAUUUCCAGAAAGCUACUGGAACUAGAAGAGCUCGGUGACUAUUUGGAUAAACUUCAUCUUGGUAAUAAUGACUUGGAAGAUAAGGUAAGAAUAUUGGAGGGGAAGUUGGGAGUUAUACGAAUGGAAAGCUUACAUCUGAAGGAGUCAUUAAUUAGGUCAGAGAAUGAGCUGGAAGUAGUUAAAUCUGUCAAUGAUCAAUUGAAUGGUGAAAUUGCAAAUGCAAAGGAUGCGUUGUCUCAUAAAGAAAAUGAGCUUCUGGAAGCAGAGCAGAUCUUCAAUGCACUUCAGAGUGAAAAGAAAGAGUUGCAUACAUUAGUGGAAGAUCUGAAUGGUAAGUAUGAUGAGGCUAAGGUGGUACUAGAAGAUCAAGAGAAGCAGAUUGUCCAACUAUAUGCAGACAAUGAUCAUCAUGCCAAAGAGACUGGAUGCCUUCGUGAAGCGAAUCAAGAGUUGGAGUCAGAACUGCAGAAAAUGCAUGAAGAAGCUGAAAAAACUAAAAUUAAAGAGGAAGGUUUGAUCAAUGAACUGCAAAAGGGAAGAGAAGAGGUAGAAAUGUGGUUGACUCAGGCUGCCACGUUUUUUGGUGAACUGCAGAUCUCCACCAUUCGUGAAACAUUGUUUGAAGGAAAGAUCCGCGAGCUCAUUGAAGCAUGUCAGAUCCUUGAAGACAGAAGCAAUUCCAGAGGUAUGGAGAGCAAAACUAUGAAAGAAAGAAUCAGCACUCUGGAAUACGAAAAUGGAGGGCUACAAGCUCAGUUGGCUGCCUAUAUUCCAGCUGUCAUCUCUUUGGAGGAGAGUACAACAGCACUUGAGAAGCAUGUGCUUGCAGACGCCACAUCUCAUAAACUAGACACAGAAAAAUCAGAGGAUGACUUUCUGCAUGCUGAAAGCUCUCAUUUGGAUGGAGAUCAAGUGGCCACGGUAUCAGAUGGUGUUUCAGACUUGCAGGAUUUACAAAGAAGAAUUAAAGCUAUUGAAAAGGCAAUGGUGGAAAAGGAAAGGCAUUUUUCCGCAAAUCAGGUAGAAAAGAAAUUCGGGGAUGGGGUUGGUAACACUAUGAAGAAGCGUGAAAUAUCUGGUUCAGGAAAUGAAAUUCUGACAAAAGACAUCAUUCUUGAUCAGAUAUCAGAGUGUUCAUCCUAUGGGAUAAGCAGAAGAGACACCAUAGAGGCUGAUGGUCAGAUGCUUGAGUUGUGGGAAACCACUGACCAGGAUGCCAGCAUUGAUUUGAUGGUUGGCAAGGGCCAGAAGGUGGACGCUGUAGCAACUGACCAGAGUCAGACUGAAGCAGUAAAGGCACACAAGAAUAAAUAUUCCUCUUCAGAAUCAUUGGUUGAGAAGGAAUUGGGCGUGGACAAAUUAGAGCUCUCUAAGAGAUUUACAGAGCCCCAUCAAGAAGGCAACAAGAGAAGGAUUCUAGAAAGACUUGAUUCUGAUGUACAAAAGUUGACAAACCUUCAAAUAACUGUGGAAGACUUGAAGAGGAAGGUGGAGAUUACUGAAAAGAGCAAAAAGGGCAAAGGUAUUGAAUUUGAAAACGUGAAGGGGCAGCUGGAAGAAGCUGACGAGGCCAUCACUAAGUUGUUUGAUGUCAAUCAAAAAUUGAUGAAGAACGUUGAAGAUGGUCCUCAGUUCUCUGAUGGAGCUUCGGGUGUAGUGUCGGAUGAAGGUGGGAGUGUGAGGAGGAGGAGACUUUCAGAGCAAGCAAAAAGAGGGUCUGAAAAAAUCGGGCGGCUACAGUUGGAGGUGCAGAAACUGCAAUUUCUUCUACUGAAACUUGAUGGUGAAAAAGAAAGCAGAGGAUCAACAAGGAUCACGGAGCGGAAAACAAGAGUUCUUCUGAGGGACUAUAUCUAUGGUGGCAAUAGAACUAACCAGAAACGCAAGAAAGCGCCCUUCUGUGCAUGCAUACAGCCCCCAACCAAGGGAGAUUGA